Molecule: messenger RNA, 813 nt
Organism: Umbelopsis ramanniana AG
Lineage: Eukaryota; Fungi; Mucoromycota; Umbelopsidomycetes; Umbelopsidales; Umbelopsidaceae
Exons: 3
Coding region: 150-761 (203 amino acids)
Cellular component (GO): protein kinase CK2 complex; cytoplasm
Molecular function (GO): protein kinase regulator activity
Source: RefSeq, a predicted model, not a curated record
UCUGUUCCCUUAAUGGCCAUGAAUAUUAUGCAGAAAUUGCCGAAGAAUUCAUUGAAGAUGACUUCAAUCUGACUGGCCUGCCAGCUAUAGUUCCGUAUUAUAGAGAAGCUCUGGAGCUAAUACUGGAUGUUGAACCAGAUGAAGAAAGUAUGAGCAAGAUACCAGACGUCAGCAUCAUCGAACCUCACGCCGAAAUGCUCUAUGGAUUGAUUCAUCAGCGAUAUAUACUAACCAAACAAGGAUUACAGCAAAUGCUAGAGAAAUACGAGGCUGGCCACUUUGGCUAUUGUCCCCGCGUCUACUGUGGCCGAUGUAGAGUCUUACCGUGUGGACGGUACGACAUACCGAAUCAAGAAAGUGUUCGUUUAUUUUGCCCUAGCUGCCUGGAUAUAUAUGUUCCUCCGAGCUCUAGAUUUAUGAACAUUGAUGGUGCACAUUUCGGAACUACUUUUCCACAUCUUCUUGUCAAAACUUACGCGGGAUUGGUCCCCGAUGCACCAGAAAAGACCUAUACAGGAAGAUUGUUUGGCUUUCGUAUAAACGAAUUAUCCGAAAGUGGCCCACGAAUGCAAUGGCUGAGAAGGAAAGCUUCCCCCGAAGUGCUUCAAAGCAAAAACUAUCAGAUGUUAACGGGUUCUUCAGCGGCACAACAAACUCGAGCACGACGAGAUCUCAAGUCAUCGGAGCCCACCGACGUUUUUGAAGGCAUGGAGGGUAUUGAAGAAAUCUCGGAAAGCGAUGAAGAAGAGUUGAACGCAUAAUUUAGAAGUCGCCCCAUAAUGUAUAAUAAACAUCCUAUUUUCUUGUAUGGUA